GUCUCAGCCGCGCCGAAGUUGUGUGUGCAGGCUGUUUCGACGCCAGGACCCCCUAAGAGACGAUGAUGUUGGGCACCGAAGGCGGCGAGGGAUUCGUGGUGAAGGUCCGGGGCUUGCCUUGGUCUUGUUCGGCCGACGAAGUGCAGCGGUUUUUUUCUGACUGCAAAAUUCAAAAUGGGGCUCAAGGUAUUCGUUUCAUCUACACCAGAGAAGGCAGACCGAGUGGCGAGGCUUUUGUUGAACUUGAAUCAGAAGAUGAAGUCAAAUUGGCCCUGAAAAAAGACAGAGAAACUAUGGGACACAGAUAUGUUGAAGUAUUCAAGUCAAACAACGUUGAAAUGGAUUGGGUGUUGAAGCAUACUGGUCCAAAUAGUCCUGACACGGCCAAUGAUGGCUUUGUACGGCUUAGAGGACUCCCCUUUGGAUGUAGCAAGGAAGAGAUUGUUCAGUUCUUCUCAGGGUUGGAAAUCGUGCCAAAUGGGAUAACAUUGCCGGUGGACUUCCAGGGGAGGAGUACGGGGGAGGCCUUCGUGCAGUUUGCUUCACAGGAAAUAGCUGAAAAGGCUCUAAAGAAACACAAGGAAAGAAUAGGGCACAGGUAUAUCGAAAUCUUUAAGAGCAGUCGAGCUGAAGUUAGAACUCACUAUGAUCCACCACAAAAACUUAUGGCCAUGCAGCGGCCAGGUCCCUAUGACAGACCUGGGGCUGGCAGAGGGUAUAACAGCAUUGGAAGAGGAGCUGGCUUUGAAAGGAUGAGGCGUGGUUAUGGAGGCUAUGAUGAUUAUAAUGGCUAUAAUGAUGGCUAUGGAUUUGGGUCAGAUAGAUUUGGAAGAGACCUCAAUUAUUGUUUUUCAGGAAUGUCAGAUCACAGAUACGGGGAUGGUGGCUCUACUUUCCAGAGCACAACAGGACACUGUGUACACAUGCGGGGAUUACCUUACAGAGCUACUGAGAAUGACAUUUAUAAUUUUUUUUCACCACUCAACCCUGUGAGAGUACAUAUUGAAAUUGGUCCCGAUGGCAGAGUAACUGGUGAAGCAGAUGUCGAGUUUGCAACUCAUGAAGAUGCUGUGGCAGCUAUGUCAAAAGACAAAGCAAAUAUGCAACACAGAUAUGUAGAACUCUUCUUGAAUUCUACAGCAGGAGCAAGCGGUGGUGCUUAUGGUAGCCAAAUGAUGGGAGGCAUGGGCUUGUCAAACCAGUCCAGUUAUGGCGGCCCAGCCAGCCAGCAGCUGAGUGGUGGUUAUGGAGGUGGCUAUGGUGGCCAGAGCAGCAUGAGUGGAUAUGGCAGCCAAGGAACAGUGAACAGCAGCUACUACAGUAGUGGAAGCCGAGCAUCUAUGGGAGUGAACGGAAUGGGAGGGAUGUCUAGCAUGUCCAGUAUGAGUGGUGGAUGGGGAAUGUAAUUGAUCCUGAUCACUGACUCUUGGUCAACAUUUUUUACAAAACUUAAGUUUUAACAGUUUUGCAAUACAAACUUGUGGUUCAUGCUUACUCUUAAGUGGAAAUCAGGAUUGUUUUAAAGACUUAAGGUUCAGUAUUUUUGAACACAAACAUUCAUUUAGGAUGUAACUAGGUUGAGUAAUCUGUUACUGUUAAAUAAUUUUCAGCUUUUCUCAAGUUAGUUAUAUUGUAGGAUGUACUUAAGCAGUAGGUGUAUUUAGGUUAAAGCAGUUGAAUUAUGUUAAAUGUUGCUUACACCACAUUACAUUGAACACUGUUUGGAUGCAUUGUUGAAAGACAUGCUUUUUUGUGAAACUCUAUAGGAGCUGUGUCUACAAUUAAAAGUGAAACAUUUGGCAUGUUUGUUAAUUCUAGUUUCAUUUAAUAACCUCUAUGGCACGUAAGUUUAAGCUUUUUUUUAAGUUAAUGGGGAAAAUUUGAGACGCAAUACCAAUACUUUAGGAUUUUGGUCUUGGUGUUUGUUUGAAAUUCUGAGGCCUUGAUUUAAAUCUUUUCAUUGUAUUGUGAUUUUCCUUUUAGGUGUAUUGCGCUAAGUGAAACUUGUUGAAUAAAUCUUCCUUUUAAAAACUGCAA
This is a messenger RNA of Lagenorhynchus albirostris (white-beaked dolphin), 2037 nucleotides long. Its product is annotated as heterogeneous nuclear ribonucleoprotein H-like. The transcript is spliced from 2 exons. Gene Ontology annotation, cellular component: nucleoplasm; ribonucleoprotein complex. Gene Ontology annotation, biological process: regulation of RNA splicing. Lineage: Eukaryota; Metazoa; Chordata; Mammalia; Artiodactyla; Delphinidae. The coding region runs from base 63 to 1406 and encodes 447 amino acids. Gene Ontology annotation, molecular function: RNA binding. The record is from RefSeq and is a predicted model, not a curated record.